Messenger RNA from Brachypodium distachyon (stiff brome), 1794 nucleotides. RefSeq names its product probable carboxylesterase 12. The transcript has a single exon. NCBI's taxonomy places the organism in Eukaryota, Viridiplantae, Streptophyta, Magnoliopsida, Poales, Poaceae. Bases 490 to 1608 code for a protein of 372 amino acids. The record is from RefSeq and is a predicted model, not a curated record. Gene Ontology annotation, molecular function: hydrolase activity.
UAUCACCCCUAGGAGCUGUCCCUCUCUGGAGUUUUCUGCCGAUUCGGAGGUUCUUCGUCAAAGGCAGGAAGUCGAGGGUGCACUCGUAGUGCAGAUGCAGCGCUGUCCCGAGCUGCUGAAAAUUAUAAGUCUGCCGGCAUCGACAUUUCGUCGGCUGCCCCGAUUGGGUCUGCGUCUAAAAUUACAGCGCACAGUUCGCGUUCGCAUGGGGUACGUGGGGCUCUCCGGUGAGCGCACGUCACCUCUGGCACGAACGUGAUUCACCGUUGACACCAAGAAAAAAUACACAAACUCUGUCGACCUGUUCGUUAACUCGAUGCCUCGAAGACGCCGUGUCCUGUGGAUGAUUCGCGUUUAGCCUUCGAUCGACCUGCCGCCCCCGGCCGGAGCAUAACGUACCAGAAGCAAUCAGACCUAUAUAAAACGGAUAAAAUGGUUACUAGCUCACAGUACUAGUCCGCUACUCAGCAGAGCAUUGGCGGGUUGACCAUGGCUGGGAGCAUCGCGUCUCCUUUGCUCCUCCUGCUCAACAUGGCGGGAGCGCUGCUCGCCCCGCGCGCUCCUCAGACUCAGAGCCUGCCAUCCUCCGCCGACGACGGGGACGAAGUGGACUUCUGCUUCUUCCCCUUCCUCGUGCUCUACAAGAGCGGCCGCGUCCAGCGCUUCAUGGGCACGGACACCGUGCCAGCCUCCGUGGACCCUGCAACCGGCGUGUCCUCCAAGGACGUGUCCAUCAACGAUGAUGCCCCCUCCGCUGGCCUCGCCGUCCGCAUAUACCUGCCGGCCCAAGCAAAAGCCAACGGCACGGCCAAACUGCCGCUGGUCGUGUUCUACCAUGGCGGCGGGUUCGUCACAGAGUCAGCCUUCUCGCCGAUGUACCAGCGGUACCUCAACGCGCUCGCGUCCAAGGCGGGCGUGCUCGUCGUGUCCGUGGACUACCACCUCUCGCCCGAGCACCGCCUCCCGGCCGGCUACGACGACGCGUGGGCGGCGCUCCAAUGGGCGCUCAGGAGCGCGCGCUCCGGACUAGCAGAGCCCUGGCUGCAUCGGCACGCCGACCUGACGCGGCUGUUCCUGAUCGGGGACAGCGCGGGCGGCAACAUCGCGCACAACAUGGCCAUGCGCGCCGACAGGGAAGGUGGCCUCCCCGGCGGCGCCACCAUCGAAGGCAUCGCGUUGCUGGACCCCUACUUCUGGGGGAAGCGCCCGGUGCCGUCGGAGACGCGGGACCCGGAGGAGCGGCGGAUGAAGGAGCAGAGCUGGAGCUUCAUCUGCGCGGGGAAGUACGGGGCGGACGACCCCGUGAUCAACCCGGUGGCCAUGGCGGGCGAGGAGUGGCGCCGGCACCUCACGUGCGCGCGCGUGCUGGUGACCGUGGCCGGGCUGGACGUGCUGAGCGCCAGGGGCCGCGCGUACGUCCGGGCGCUCCGGGCCAGCGGGUGGGCCGGCGAGGUGGAGCUCUAUGAGACGCCUGGCGAGAACCACGUGUACUUCUUGUUGAAGCCGGAUGGAGAGAAGGCGGCGAUGGAGAUGGAGGCGGUCGUGGCCUUCAUCAACGGCCGCCGCGUGAGCACGGCUUCAGGAAGGAAAUUCGUGCAAGAAAAGUAAUGUCUCUAGCUAUCUCCUAUUUAGGAAUGAGUUACAAAUAUCUUAAUGUAAUUUUGCUUACUGAGACAUGGCAAGUCUGCAACCGCCUGUACGUUGCAAUCGCUCACAUGCGGGUCUCAACGCUCAAUUUUCCUGUUUAAGAGCUGAUGAAAAUGGACAGUUUGGGCUCACCAUACAUGAUUAUCA